UGAUGUCUUUAUGUAUAAAUAUAAACUCUUUUUUGAGUUAUUUUUAUUUCGAAAGUAUAUUAUUAUUUUGUAUACUUGUAAAGUUAUUGCAAUUUUAAAAGUGUGAUAUGUACUUAGUUUUGCAGGCCAGUGUAUUUCACUAGAGAACGAAUAUAUUAAGAGACUGUUAGUCAAUUGAAAAGUGAUAUUGUAUCAAGUAUGCGAUAAAAUUAAUUAUCGAAGCAGCGCCAUUAAAUUCGAUUGUAAUCUUUAUUUAGUUGAAAAUUGGUGGCGGCCAAUGAAAGUUUUUAGUGACAAAAUAUUUAAAUUUUACAAAAAAUGUGCAGUUUAUGAUUGGAUGUAGGUUACCUUUGCUAUAGAUCGAUAUCAAUAAUGACGCAAGAAGAUGCAAUUGAAACAAUAAUUGGCCGUUUUGGUAAAUACCAAGUAUGGAUAUUUUUUCUAAUAACUAUAGCUCGGUUGCCAACUGAAUAUCAAUUAGCGAAUGUUAUUUUUAUCAUCCCGAACGUUGAUUUCAUUUGUACUGACAGUGGUGCGAAUUAUACAGCUAACUAUUGCCCAUGUGAUAACCCUGUGUAUGAUACAUCUAUCAUGAGAUCUGUAUCCAGUGAUUGGAAUCUUAUAUGUGACAGACGGCAACUGGCGAGUCUUGCUCAAUCCAUGUUGCAAGUUGGAAUACUAGUCGGCAGUUUGUUCUAUGGAUAUCUUUCGGACAGAUAUGGAAGAAAAAUUGCAAAUGUAUUAUCUCUCGUAACAGAAGUCAUAUUUGUUGCGAUGUCGGCAGCUGCGACAGAAUUGUGGAUGUUUGCUGUGUGUCGUUUUUUAAUUGGAACAGGCGUUGGUGGCACAAUGCUGUGUUGUUAUGUAAUUAUUAUAGAACUCAGUGGAAAAUCAUUCAGGCCGUAUCUAACUGGUCUAAUAGAAAUAUCAUACAUCUCAGCCUACAUGUCUAUGCCUGCAAUAGCAUAUUUCUUGGAGGAUUGGAGACAUCUGCAGUUAGCGACAUCUAUUCCCUUUUCAUUUUCAAUAUUCUAUUACUGGCUUAUACCAGAAUCACCUCGGUGGCUAAUUACUAUGGGAAAGAAAAAAGAAGCAGUACAACUUCUAACAUAUAUAUCUAAAAAAAAUAAUAUGACUGUUGAAAAUAUUGAUGCUAUAGUAGAAAAAGCUCACGAAGAAUCUCAACAACAAAGGAAACAGAAUUAUGCUUCAUAUUUUGAUUUAUUUAAGACUCCCAAAAUAAGAUUGUAUACAAUAAUCACAGCUUUUGUAUGGCUGUGCUGUAGUCACUCAUUUUUUGGUAUUAACCAAUAUAUAGGACGACUCCAAGGAAAUAUUUAUAUAAAUGUUGUACUAUCCGCCGCAACACUCAUUCCAGCAAUGAUUUAUGUAGUAUUUGCAUCAUUGUAUAUGAGAAGAAAAGUAGCAAUAAUAGCCAGUUUUGUAGUGACUGCUGUGUCACUAUUGUUUUUUCUUGUAGUUCCAAAAUCAAUGGAGUCGAUUACAUUAGCUCUAGCUAUAAUAGGCCAAACUGGGGCUUACACAGCGUUUGUACAAACUUAUUUAUUUACGUCUGAAAUAUUUCCAACAGUAUUACGUAACUCUGCAAUGGGCUUUGGUUCAGUGUUUGCGAGGUUUGGAGGUUUCAUUGCUCCGUUUGUAGUCAAUGUUGGUAUUGAAUGGGUAUCAAUAUCAGUAUUCAGUAUUAUAGCUUUAAUAGCAGGAUGUUUGUGUUUCUUUUUGCCAGAGACUAAAGGUAUUGUGCUUUUAAAUACAAUCAACCAAACCGAAAAAUAAAAAUCACCACAAAAUCUUGCUAAAUAUGCUGAUUAACACAAUCGAUAUCUUAAAUUAAAUAUAAUAAUCAUGAAAUUUCUUACUCAUUCUUCUUGUUUAAACAAUACUUUAGUAAUACUUUAAUAAUAAUAAAACAAAUAGAUUUUCUUUGAAAAUUGUUACGUAAUAUUUUAUAUUUUUUUCUUGAAUAAUUUCCAAUUGUAAUAAUGAUUCAGUUUUCUUUUAAAAGUGCCGUAAGCCCGUUUGCUCUGAAACGCGUGGAUAAAUGAAGUUGAAAUAAAAAUUAAAUUAUUAUCAACAUAUAAAUAGUAAAAUGAUCAAGCUAAACAAUCAAUCCAAUCAUUAGAAAAUCGAAGAAUAGUUUAUUAUACAAAUAAAAUUUGAAAACGAAGAACGGCGAUAAAUAGUUAUUUAACAAGUAAAGAACAAUUCGAUAUUUUUGCUAGUCUGUUGAACUUUUAGUUUA
Messenger RNA from Leptidea sinapis, 2263 nucleotides. RefSeq names its product organic cation transporter protein-like. Gene Ontology annotation, cellular component: membrane. NCBI's taxonomy places the organism in Eukaryota, Metazoa, Arthropoda, Insecta, Lepidoptera, Pieridae. Gene Ontology annotation, biological process: transmembrane transport. The transcript is spliced from 3 exons. Gene Ontology annotation, molecular function: transmembrane transporter activity. Bases 373 to 1797 code for a protein of 474 amino acids. The record is from RefSeq and is a predicted model, not a curated record.